AUGUCCAUGUCAACGCUCGAGAAGGAGCUCGAGAAGUUCACAAAGACCGCACGGCUGUCGAGCACGCUGGACGAUGUCGACAACAUCAUACGUCUUCUUACACAAGCAAGAUCAGAGGUUGAGAGAGCAAACGACCCUCAUGUCACCAGCAUUACACUCACGAAGCUGCAAAACCCAAUACAGAAGGGCUUAGAAGCCGUAAACGAUGAUCUCAAGACCGUACACAAGGGCCAGGGCAGGUUCGCCAAGGCCUUGGACAGGGCCUUCACCGGCGACAAGGUCAUCAAAGGUGUCCUACCGGAAGACCAUGAUCCUAUGGCCGAGCACCCAACCCUCAUCAACCGGGCAAUUGCCAUGCACCUGCUACGAGAAGGACAAUUCGGUGUCGCCUCAACCUUCAUAAAAGAAGCACAGCCGCAACAACCAGAUACUUCUAUCUCGAGACUCCAAUCACAACUUUCUCCUCCGAGCCUACAAUUACCUGAAUCGCCCCGUUCCACAGCAUCCACAGAUACCCCCGUAGCAGCAGCAGCAACAGCAGCAGCCGGCGUAGACGACGAGCUCUCGACUCUGCAAUCCGAAGCCCUGCAAUCCUCUUUCGCAGACAUGUACUCAAUCUUGUCCGCGCUGAGAGAGCACGACCUACUCCCUGCAAUAGAAUGGGCUCGUCUUAAUGCCCAGGAACUUGAGACCAGAGGCUCCAACCUUGAGUUCGAACUCUGCAAACUUCAAUUCAUCUGGUUAUUUAAGGGUUCUUCAGUGAAUGGUCUUCCAGAUUCGGCUCAGAACGGAUGCUUAGGGGCAUUGCAGUAUGCCAGAGAGAACUUUGGACGCUUUCAAUAUCGGCAUCUACGUGAGAUUCAACAACUCAGUUGUGCCAUGGUAUAUUCAUCGAAUCUGCCCACUUCGCCGUACAGAUCCAUGUUCGACAUUACUAUCGCAUUCGACGAGGUAGCAGCGUCGUUUACCCGGGAAUUCUGCUCGCUACUUGGCCUGUCUGCGGAAUCACCACUGUAUGUUGCGGCAACAGCGGGCGCCAUUGCCCUACCACAGCUGAUGAAGUUCCUCAACGCCGUCAAAGGCAAGAACACCGAAUGGACGACAACCCAAGAGAUGGCAUUUGAAACGCCGCUACCAAGGAGCAUGAUCUACCACUCUAUAUUCGUCUGUCCUGUGAGCAAAGAGCAAGCAACCGUCGAAAAUCCACCCGUUAUUAUUCCUUGUGGACACGUGCUUGCGAAAGAGAGUUUGCAGAGGCUAAGCAAGGGCAAUCGGUACAAGUGCCCAUACUGCCCAACCGAGGGACUGGUCAAGGACGCGAAAGAGAUCAUCUUGUAA
This is a messenger RNA of Truncatella angustata, 1338 nucleotides long. RefSeq names its product CTLH/CRA C-terminal to lish motif domain-containing protein. Gene Ontology annotation, molecular function: ubiquitin protein ligase activity; protein binding. The transcript has 2 exons. Bases 1 to 1338 code for a protein of 445 amino acids. The record is from RefSeq and is a predicted model, not a curated record. Gene Ontology annotation, biological process: proteasome-mediated ubiquitin-dependent protein catabolic process. Gene Ontology annotation, cellular component: GID complex; nucleus; cytoplasm. Lineage: Eukaryota; Fungi; Ascomycota; Sordariomycetes; Amphisphaeriales; Sporocadaceae.